UCAAAGCCGGUAUAGAGUUAUAUAUAAAUCUUACAUCGAUUCCCAUUGAAUUUUUGGGGGAAAAUGUCUCCACUCAAUCCGCAUUAGUUAUUGCAUCAUCCACGUUAAAGCUCCAUACACUAUAGCUCGCGGGAAUGAGUCAGUACUUUACUAGACAGCGCACACAGAAGUUAUAUCCGAGUCUUUCAAUAAUAUUUUUGCUCUUGCAAAUAUUCAGGUUCAAUUACCCAGGAUUCUAAAGCAGUCACGUGUGAAUUGUUAAUCACAUUUUCCCUUUGUGAAUUAUCAGUGUUGAAUUUAUCUUGAAAAAGAAGUUGGAAUGGCAAAGCCAGUGAGUUUCCCUAUAGAACAGUCUUCAGAGGAAGUAUCUGAGUCGCAGUAAUUUUUUUUCUUCAUAUUACAUCUUGCUUUUUUUGCAAGAAAUAAUAAUCCAGUGGUUAUAUAAUAGCGUUGAUUCCUAAUUAUUUUCUUGAAGUGAAGUGUGAAAUAUAAUUAAACAAAUUUUUGAAGAAAAACUCAAGAGAUUUUAGAAGAAAGAAAAUCUUCAGUUGAACUUUGUCCAAAGGAAUUUAAAAAAAAAACUUAAUCUUCCCGAGUGAUCGAAAUAGUUUCGAAAGUAAUUUUCUUCUUAAAGUGAAUUUUACUUUUAAAUAUAUUUUUGAACACACCCUUUUGAAGAAAGUGUAAUAUGUUUGAUAAAUUCGUCGCCCCUGUUGAAUCACAAAGUGGUGUUGCAUUGAAAGUCGUCGCUAAAAAAGUUGUGUUGAAAAAUCAUCAUUUGCAUCAUUUGAAAAGGCAAAUGUUUAUUGACAACGGUGGUAAAAAUCAGUUUAUGUUUGAGAACAUUAUUCAUUUUAAAAUUAUUUGUUGCUGUACGACGACCACGAAAAUGAUGUCCAACAAUAAAAUGAUGUUGAGAGGUGUACGCUCUCGACUCACUUGUUGGCGUUGUCGCUAAAGGCUUUAAGAUUUCCUUAGAACUUAACGGCGAAUUCAAUUCCCGUUUAAGAUGUCUUCCGUACAAGACGGAGCAAGCAGCAGCCCAUCAUGGCGAGAAUUUACUUUCCUCGGAAACAUUGAAACUCUCGACACAGAGUCUAAACAAUUCGACGACGGAGAUCCACCAGUACAGCUAUCAGAUCACGGACAAAUUUUUGCCUCUGGGGUCCAACAAUCAAACAAAUUACUUCGUGACACCAGAGCAGUACGAUUCAGUAAAUCCUUGGGAUCUGAUAGUCCCGAAAAGCGAAUUGAGAAGUUAUACACAAGAGGAGGAUUACUCAAAUAUUGGGACAACAGUAACAACAGAUUUGUCCAAUACGGCGGAUAUGGUCAUCAGUUCCGCCGACAAGCUCCAGCACCUAACAUUCAGUGCUCUGAAUUCAGUCAAUAUAGGUGAAGUGCUGAAUACACCAAUUGCCGAUUCAGAAACUGAGUUUAAUUUUACGUCGAUUUCGGGCGAGAGAUCGAUCAACAUUACAAAACCAUCUCAAAACACAAGGUCCUCAUUAGGACAUACAAACACACGUAGCAAGACAUCAUCAACACAGUUUUUAAGUAACAUCAAGAACAUCAGCAAAAUCAACAAUCAACAAAUGCUGUACGAGCAGCAGUCUCUGGCAAUGUCCCCGGAUCCAUGGGGAGAUUUCUUUGACCAUCCAAUGAUGGAGUUCACGGCUAUUUCACCGCUAAGCCCAGAGUCACCGAUGGGUUCGGCAGAUUCCCCGGUGAUGCCCCUGGGCACAACUACAGACUGCGAGAAUUCAUUCUCGUGGACUGUAGAUGGUGAGGAGGUUGCAAUGCCACUGUCCCAGUCAGAAGAAACAAUGUGUCUGGCAAAUGCUCAUCUUCACAUUAACCAACCAUAUAGAUCACCAAGUGAUCAUUCCUAUGCGAGUGAUGGACGAUUCAAGAUGCAUGAUGAUUCGUGCGAUGAUAUGGAUGAGGGUUCUCCAACAACAGUGGAGAAUCGUGUACUGUACAGAGAUACAAUGAUCAGUGAUGCUUCGAAGGUGAUUAGCUUUUUGGAUGAAGACACAAAUUUGGAGACAGUGAAGGAUUUCAAUGAGAUUUUGAUAAAGAAGGAAGUGGAACCAAUUGACGAUGACUACAGCCGUUCAGUAGAUGUUGAUUACAAACCACCAACAUACAGCCAAUUGAUGAAGCAAGCGAAUGAGUCUGUGGAACGGAUGGGUUGCCCAUCCACAGACACGGAUGAAUUUGAUUUGUGGAAGCCAGAACAAAAGAUUGACUUUAUAAAGCCAGAAAACAAAGCAAAAGUGACGAUAGUUGAAGCUGAAGUGUUAGAAUUGAUUGAGAAGAAGGUAGAACCGAAAACUCUAUCAGUUCGAAGUAAAUUGAAUAUAAAGAAGGAGAGCAGCAAGAUGAAACAUCAGAGGGGCGAUCUUCCUAAAUUGAGUCUCAACAUACCGCCGCCACCUCGUGUGCAAUCGGUUUUGGAGUUUGAGCAGAAAAAUCAACUCAAUACACCAGACAUUAUUGAGGAGACUCUCAACCUAGAGGGCGAUUUUGAUCUGAUUAAAUACAUCUGCAAUCAGGAUUUCGAUGUUGCACAGGGUAUUAUUGCCUCACCUGUGCCAUCCCCAAAGCCGAGUGAACUGCCCCCAGAGUCUCCAGUGGCAGAUGCUUCUCCACCACCCUCAGUACCUGCCUCCAACACAUGCAUGCCCAAGAGGAAACGUAGCAGCGUUAGCUUCUACGACAAUCCUGGGAGCGUGCAAUCCUACCAAUCGAGUGUGGAUGAGCCGCAACCCAAGAAGAAACGCGGACGUCCACCAAAGACCCAGAGCUCCCUGCCAAGUCCAUCACAGCUUGAGGGUCUCACGGAACAGGAUCUGCGGUACUGGGAGAUGCGGAAUAAGAACAACGAAGCAUCCAGGCGGUCGCGCUUGCACAGAAAGCAAAAGGAGCAGAGCAUGGAGGAGGAGGCAACAAUCCUAAUGCGGCAACAUCAUUACCUGCAAGCUAAGGAGGCACGUCUCAAAAGGAAGGUCGAAUGGUUAGAAAUUAAGUUGAAGGAAGCUAUUCAGUAAAAAAAAAUAUCCCAUUAAUACAUCCAGUAACAUUUUCCUCCUUAAUUAUUUUUUGUACAAAAAAAAAAACGUAGAAUGAGUUGACAAAUAAUUUUAUAAAACACAAAAAAAAAUUAUAUUCUAUCACAAAAUUGUGUCGUACAAUAUUUUUGUUUUAUAAUUUAAUAAAAAAUUAAAAAGAAAGUAAAAAAUAUAUAUUGCAUUUUUUAUAUGAGCAUUAUCUUACGCGUACCUUUUCUUAGAAUAUCUGUUUUCUUUGAAAGAAUAAUUCCCAUUAAAAGUAACCUCAAGUUGGUAUUUUAUGGUUCUUGAUGUAAACUGUGUAGAAGUAAAAAAAAAUUGUAGAAAAAAAAAUAAAAUAAAAAAUGUAGUGCCAACUACGAAAA
Messenger RNA from Lutzomyia longipalpis, 3439 nucleotides. RefSeq lists its product as uncharacterized. NCBI's taxonomy places the organism in Eukaryota, Metazoa, Arthropoda, Insecta, Diptera, Psychodidae. Bases 1329 to 3053 code for a protein of 574 amino acids. The record is from RefSeq and is a predicted model, not a curated record. Gene Ontology annotation, biological process: regulation of DNA-templated transcription. The transcript is spliced from 5 exons. Gene Ontology annotation, molecular function: DNA-binding transcription factor activity.